This is a messenger RNA of Hydra vulgaris (swiftwater hydra), 808 nucleotides long. Its product is annotated as rab-like protein 3. Lineage: Eukaryota; Metazoa; Cnidaria; Hydrozoa; Anthoathecata; Hydridae. Gene Ontology annotation, cellular component: endomembrane system. The record is from RefSeq and is a predicted model, not a curated record. Gene Ontology annotation, biological process: intracellular protein transport. Gene Ontology annotation, molecular function: GTPase activity.
ACUUGUAACUUUUCUGUGUUUACGUUUUAUAUGUAAAUAUAUAAGAUGGCAGCUCAUAUGGAUCGUAUUAAAUUGCUUGUGUUGGGAGAUUCUGGUGUUGGUAAGUCUACAUUUGUCAACAGCCUUGUUUCACAAAGCCCUUGUUAUAACUGUUCUUCAACAAUUGGUGCAAGCAUUGAAGUAUUACCUUACACAUAUUCUGGACAGCAUGGACAUUCACGUGAUGUAUUUCUUGAAUUCUGGGAUGUUGGAGGUUCAUCCGGAAACAAGCAUAGUCGUGGUAUUUUUUAUUCAAAUAUUAAUGGUUUGAUUCUUGUUCAUGAUCUCUCAAAUCGUAAAUCAUUUACAAAUCUUCAAUUUUGGUUAAAGGAAGUUUUGAAUGCUGGAAGGCAGGAAAUGACUGGUGUAAGCAUAAGUGGAACUAAAGAAAGAAAUUCAAAUUAUUUUGAAGAAAAUAUAACACGCUUUCCUAUAUUGGUACUUGGAUUAAAAGAGGGUCAAACAUUGCAAGAUCAAAGUUAUAAAACUACUUGUCAUAUUGGAUUAACAGAUGAUGCAGAAGUAUUUUUUGUAGACAUGAACUGUUUUCAAGAAAGCCAACUACUUACAACAAGCAAUAAAUGGAAUGCUCUCAGUAGCUAUUUUGAAAAAGUAAUAGAGAACAGAUUCUAUCCAAGUGGAAGAAACUUUACUCAGGAAAAUGAAUAUUGGCGUGGCAGAAAAAAAGUAUUCUGAUGGUUAAAAACUUUUUCAUAAGACAAGUAUUAUCAAAUGAGCAAAUUGACAAGUUUGUUUCAAAAUUCAUUAA